Messenger RNA from Danio aesculapii, 2006 nucleotides. RefSeq names its product sialidase 3 (membrane sialidase), tandem duplicate 3 (gene neu3.3). NCBI's taxonomy places the organism in Eukaryota, Metazoa, Chordata, Actinopteri, Cypriniformes, Danionidae. Gene Ontology annotation, molecular function: exo-alpha-sialidase activity. The record is from RefSeq and is a predicted model, not a curated record. Gene Ontology annotation, cellular component: lysosome; membrane; cytoplasm. Gene Ontology annotation, biological process: ganglioside catabolic process; oligosaccharide catabolic process. The coding region runs from base 217 to 1425 and encodes 402 amino acids. The transcript has 4 exons.
AAUGAGGAAUGCCCAGCAUGUUUUGGUUAGACCAGACGAGAGGCUCUUGAGGUAUGAAUCAUUUGUUUUUGCUGCAGGUUGAAGUACAAAAAUCUAAUCUUUUGUCUAAAAAGUGAUUAGAUAGAUUGUUUUGCUUUGGACAAAGCAAGGCGAAGUGAUACUUCAUCAUACCUGGGAAGGCCGGUCGUUUUUUCAUCUGGGGGCUAAAUUUAAAAAAUGGGUAACAAGACACCGUCAAGAAGCAAAUCAGGUUGUUCUAAAGAAAUGAACACAACCACAGUAUUCAAACAGGAGCAGCCUCAAACUUGGUGCUGCUGUUUUAAAAAACAAGUGUCUUAUAGAAUUCCAGCUCUCAUUUAUGUCAGUGAUGAGCAAACCUUCCUUGCCUUUGCUGAAAAGAGAAAAACAUUAAAUGACACAAGUGCAGAAGUGCUUGUGAUGAGAAGAGGAACAUGGGUGGAUGCCAAGACUAAAGAAGUUGAGUGGGUCAGUGGUCAUCAGGUCCUCAGUUCAGCUUGUCUACCAAACCACCGCAGCAUGAAUCCAUGUCCAGUCUACGAGAAAGACUCCAAGACCCUCUUCCUGUUCUUUGUCUGUGUUCCCACUCAGGUCUCUGAAUUUGAUCAAAUACGAACAAAUAAGAGCCAGGGGAGACUUUGUUAUGUAGCCAGUAAGGACGCAGGCAAAACCUGGAGCCAAACAAUAGACUUGACAGCAGAUGUGAUCGGUGAGCAGGUGAACGAAUGGGCUCCCUUUGCUGUUGGACCAGGACACGGUGUUCAAACAAAGAGUGGUCGACUGAUUAUCCCAGCAUAUGCCUAUCGUUACACAGGCAAAACUGACUGCACUUCAUUCUGCUGCUUAUCAUUCUGCUGCUUCACACCUUAUGCUUUAGCUUUCUACAGUGAUGAUCAAGGAAUCACAUGGAAGGCAGGACAACAAAUGGACGUUGAGUCGUGUGAGUGUCAGAUGGCAGAGAUUGUAGGUGAGAAAGGUGGCAGUACUCUUUACUGCAAUGCUCGAACCCGUCUUGGCUACAGAACUGAGGCUCUAAGCAAUAAUGCUGGAGAGGAUUUUGAUACUGUUUUAUCGUCAAACAAGCUGAUAGAGACUGGUAAGGGAUGCCAAGGCAGUGUGUUGAGUUUUCUUGAACAAAGUAGUCCUCCACAAACAUGGCUGCUUUACUCUCACCCAUCCCAUCCAAAAAAGAGAGUGGAUCUAGGACUCUACUUGAAUAAAUCCCCAUUGGAUUCCUCGGGGUGGUCAGAUGAACCUUUAAUGAUAUUACAUCAUGGUCCCAGUGCAUACUCAGAUCUGGUAGAGUUUGAGCCUGGACACUUUGCUUGUCUCAUGGAGUGUGGGAAGGAACACGAGAAUGAAGAAAUAGCCUUUUUGCUCUUCAAACUUCCUGAGAAAAAACUAUAGAACUUUAGCUACAAAAUUAAGGCUACAAAUGAAUGGAUCAUGACAAAUCAAUUAAUAUUAUAUUAUAUAACAUGAUAUAUUUUACUGAGCUAAAUUACAAAAUAUAUAUUUCUAAUGUAAGACAAAUGGAUUUUUUUGCUUGCAUAAGCUGAAUAUUCUAAAAACCAAAGUGUAUUUUCAUUUUUAUUACAAUCCAAAUUUUAUAAUUUCCAUUUGUGUGUUGUUGAAUUUAUCUCUGUAAAUACUGAUCUUGAAACUGGGGUCUAUGUGGAAUUAAACAGACUGUGUUGUACUGUAUAUAUUCUGCUGAUUAUAAUACGUAUAAUAGAUUAUUAGUUUAACAGAUCUAUUAUGUAUUACAUUAAUAUAACAAAAAAGUUAAUGCCAGUGUAUUGCCUUUUAUUACUUUUGUUGAAUUAGUGUCAGACACAUUUGAAUAAAAUGCAAACUGUGGAACAAUGUGUUUACUCAUUUUAAACAAUAUAUAUUACACUCAAUAUGAGAUAUAAUUGAUUCUCUUUUGUUCUGCAUUCUUGUCAAUGAAGUCCACUGCAAACACAUGCUGCAUGUAUUAAUAAAUG